AUGGGGCAAGAAUUAUCUCAUCUCUUUAAUUCCGAGAAUGCGGAAACUACUUAUCAAAGAUAUCGCAAACUUGCCGGCGAUGAAGCAAAGCUUCGUAACGAAUGUUUCGCUCAAUCACAAUCAGCUUUUAAAUCUCGUCAAGGCUUAAAAGCUAAAGAGUUAUCACAAAAAGGAAAAGAACAUGGUAAAAAAAUGGAGCAAUAUAAUUCGAAAGCUGUUGAAGUAAUUUUUAACGAGAAUAAUAAGAAUAGACCUCCUAAUGAACUUGACCUUCAUGGAUUAUAUGUUAAAGAAGCUCUAUUAAAAACUGAAUUAAAAAUCCAGUAUUGCAAAACAAAAAAUAUUGAUAAUUUGACUAUUAUUGUUGGCCGUGGCAAACAUUCUUCAAAUGGUGUUGCAAAAUUAAAACCUGCGAUUGCUGAACUUAUGGAAAAAUAUCAAUUUCGUUGCAUUCUAGAUAAGCCAACUCUUUCCGAACAUUCACCAUUCCCAAAGUACUGCUUACGAGAUACAGCAUCAUAUUAA
This is a messenger RNA of Funneliformis caledonium, 525 nucleotides long. NCBI's taxonomy places the organism in Eukaryota, Fungi, Glomeromycota, Glomeromycetes, Glomerales, Glomeraceae. The record is from the annotation of a GenBank genome assembly.